This is a messenger RNA of Emiliania huxleyi CCMP1516, 2106 nucleotides long. RefSeq lists its product as hypothetical. The transcript has 15 exons. The record is from RefSeq and is a predicted model, not a curated record. NCBI's taxonomy places the organism in Eukaryota, Haptophyta, Isochrysidales, Noelaerhabdaceae. The coding region runs from base 1 to 2106 and encodes 701 amino acids.
AUGCAGGUGCUUGGCACCACCGCGCUUGGCACCACAUUCCCGGUGCCGCUCAAUGCGCUGCUGUCCACGUGCGUCGAUGCGGCGAGGCUCGGCUGUCGUGAGAUCAGGGCGGUGCAGGCGAACCGCGAAUCGAACGGGCUGGACGUCAUGUCAAAGCCGGGCGAAGAGUUCAGGUACACGGUGUUGACCGAGGCGGACCUCGCCGCGCAGCAGGCCAUCGUAUCGGCCCUUCGCGCGGCGUGGCCGGGCCUCCUCGUCGUUGGUGAAGAGGACGACGCUGCCGCCGCAGAAAAGGGCGUGCCCGGCGAGGCGCCGCCGGUGCUGCGUAAAGACUUGUGCGCGGACGCGGCGUGCGAGCGGGCCGUACCGAUGGCCGACAUCGCCGUCUUCGUCGACCCGCUCGACGGCACGCGAGAGUUUGUCGAGGGCCGGCUGGGCAACGAGGGCGGAGAGCCUCAGGUGCUGUACGCGCUCGUCGGCGCCGGCAGCGGGGCGCUGGGACGAGGCGACUCGAGCAACGCGCUACUGCAGGCGGCUCGAGCAGCCGCGCUCGCGCAGGGCGGUACCGUGGGCGGCGCGGGCAACAAGCUGCGCUCGGUCGCCGAGGGCCGCGCCGACCUCGCAAUCAUGCACUUUGGAACGAGUUUGUGGGAUACCGCCGCGCCGGAGGCGCUCGCGCUCGUGCGGGCGAGCGGCGGGCGCGUCAGCGACCUCUUCGGCGCACCGCUCGUCCACCGCACGGGCGGCCCGCUCAAGAACGCCCUCGGAGUGGUUGCGUCGGCAAAGGGCUGCGGCGCGGCCCACGCGUCCCUGUGCAAGGCGAUGCGGUCUGACCCGCGCGCCCUCGCCCUCCUCGCCGAGUCCGCCGGCCCGCGAGAGGCGUGGGGCGCUCAGGCGGCCGACGUCGCCCGGGGCCUCGACGGGCGCCUCGACGGGCGUCCGCUCUGCCGCCGCUGGUUGGGCGAGGCGGUGGGCGGGGGCGAGCUGCUGCGGUACGACGCACCGGAGGAGGGCGCGUUCCGCGGGAUGAUCGCCUUCUACAAGCGGGUGGUGAUGGGCGAGCUCGAUGCUGCGCGCGAUAAGGCGCGCGAGCAGCCCGCAAAGCUGGCGCGUGACGCGCGCUCGUUUGGCGCGGGGUUCCUUGGCUCUGCCGCGUGCGCGCAGCUCCUGGCAGCGGGCGUGCACGCGCCGCGCGCGUACCGCGUCGAGAUGCGGCCCGAUGAGGCAUCGCCGAUCGACUCUGCCUUCUCGAUGCUGCUCUCGGACUUCUCGCCCGAGGCGGGAUGGACGCAGGCGCGCCGCUCCCUCGCCGCCCUCGCUCGGCUCCACGCCUUCUUCUGGGAGGGAGGCGCCUUCUCUACCAGCGGCGGCGAGGCGGCGGCGGAGCUGGAGGCCGCGGUCUGGCCCGCCGGCAUGUACACGCAGCCGUCGAUGCAGCCGGCGGCGCAGUUCGACCGCCUCGCCGCAAAGUACACGGAGCACUCGGAGCGGCUCGGGCCGCGCUUCCACGCGGCGGAGGAGCUCGCCGGCGUCGAUUCCGAGCGGCUUCAGACGCUCGGGCAGAGGCUGCAGCGCGUGGCGCGCGACGCCGCGGCCGAGUCCCACCCGUUCGACGACGUUGCCGCCGGCGCUGGCGGCGCCGGCGGCAACGCGGCACGCCGCUUCCGCACUCUCAUUCACGGGGACCCGAAGGCGGCAAACUUGCUGCUGCACGAGGGCGGCGCCGUCGGCUUCAUCGACUUCCAGUGGACCGGCUGGGGAUUGGCGGCGACGGACGUCGCGCACCACGUCUGCGCCGCAUUCGCUCCAGACGCGCUCGCGCAGGAGGGCGCGCUGCUCGACCACUACCACGCGUCGCUCCUCGCGGCGGCCGCAGAGUUUGGCGGCGCGCCCUCGCUGCCCUCGCGCGCGCAGUUCCAGGCGCAGUACGUGGCGGCCAUCCUCGACAUGGGCCGCAUCGUGCUCGCCUACCAGUGGUCGCGCGCCGACUUUGAGACGCCGUCGCUCAACCGCAACGGCUACAACAAGGACGUUCGGUGCGCCGCCUGGCUGGCGGCGCGGUGCGACCGCGCGCUCGCCGAGUGGGAGCGCGGGCGGGCGCGCUGA